Molecule: messenger RNA, 2500 nt
Organism: Cylicocyclus nassatus
Lineage: Eukaryota; Metazoa; Nematoda; Chromadorea; Rhabditida; Strongylidae
Source: the annotation of a GenBank genome assembly
AUGCGAUGUCACGUCAGCAUGAAUGGCUUCGAGUUCCGUGCAGUAGUUUUCAAUGCUGCCAGCGCUGGAAAUCUUCGAAGGCUCAAGGUAUUUUUGGAUGGACGCACGUCGAAGCCUUGGCUGGAUAGUUGUUUGAAUAGCACGGAGAGCGACAAAAUUCCGCUCGUUAUCGCAUCUCGGAAUGGGCACGUGGAUGUUGUGCGAUAUCUGCUACAAAAAGGAGCAGAUCCAAAUGUAGCAGGCACAGUUUCCUUUGAUGGUGAAACUAUCUUGGGGGCACCAGCACUAUGGGCAGCUUCUGCAGCUGGGAAGUUCGAGGUAGUACGCAUUCUUGUUGAAGAAGCUGGUGCAAAUAUCAACCAGACUACGAAUACCAGCAGUACUCCUCUUCGUGGUGCAUGCUAUGAUGGUCAUCUGGAAAUAGUCAAAUACUUGGUGGAACACGGUGCGAACAUCGAGAUAGCAAAUCAACAUGGUCAUACGUCGUUGAUGAUAGCCGCAUAUCGACAGAAAGUUGACGUAGUCAAGUAUCUGAUUAGUUGUGGGGCUGAUGUGAACAGGAGCAGUAAAAAAGGUAACACUGCCAUGCAUGAUGCUGUCGAGGGGGAAAACCUUGAAGUUUGUGCACUUUUACUGAAUGCUGGCGCUCAUCUUGUACCCGACGAGUUUGGUGUGUGUCCUCUCAUGUGCGCGGUGAUGAUUGGUGCUGACGCAAUUUUGCCUAUGCUCUUGGAAUAUUGCGACUCGGGUGAAAAACAGCGAGACGCGCUAAAAUUACUAGGAUGCACGAGAGUGGAUAAAAAGAUGGAUAUGGUUGGAGCUAUUGAAGCUUGGAAUAAUGCACUGCAAGUACCACUGACUGAAGAAGAGCAAAAACAUGUGGAAGAGGCGGUUGAAAGCUUUGUAGUUGCACCAGUAUAUGAGGGGCAUAAAGAAAUACAAACUUUAGAAGACCUUGCAGCAAUAGAAGACAGUCCAGAUGCUAUACGUUUGCAGUCUUUGCUCAUCCGCGAGAGAAUCCUUGGUGGAGCACAUGCUGAUGUUCACUAUUAUCUUCGAUUUCGGGGAGCUAUCUACAGUGAUCUUGGCAACGUUGACAAGUGUUACGAGCUAUGGAGACACGCGCUGGUUUUGCAGCAAACACAUCUUACUCCGCUACACAUGUCCACACAAACAAUGUUUCAAGCGUUUUUGGAAACUUUUCUCCACACACUCAACGAUCGCGCUAUCCACAUGGAACUUGCUGGGCGACGUAAUGCACCACCAAAACAGGAUAGUGUCAGCUUUGUGUUCGAGAGGGUUUGCCUUGAGUUGGAAAGGCUUGCUGACUGGGGUGAGCGACCUUUGUCGGACUUAUGCAACUGCGGUGAAGAUCAUCUCCAUAGUUGCGAUGAUGAAAAAAAGCGAGUUGUGCUGCUUGGACUACAGCUACUAGCAUUGAUGAAUCGACUUUCAUUGCCAAUGCAUGACGAAGAAGAAGAGGACGAUGUUGUGUACAUUUGUCGCGCAUCUGAAACAGUAGAGGUUGACGUUCGCCGUUUCGUGGAAGUUUGUCAAACGUUGAAAAUACCGCUGCUUCAUUACGCUGUCAAAGAGAUUGAUACUGUGGAAUUUGAUGGAAUGCCAUCGUACUUUGUUGUCGAACGCCUUCUUGCAUCCGGUGUUUGUAUCAAUUCCAAAGAUGCUGAUGGUGACACAGCCCUACAUGUGAUGCUCAAGAAUUCUCAUCCACGGAUGAGCGUGGUCCGCCUCCUUCUAGAAUACGGUGCCUACGUUCUGGCGCGUGAUGCUGAAGGGAAAACUUGCCUUGAUAUCAUCAGUAAUCGGAAUGACCAUCUUCUCCAGCCAUUCUCAAUUCCCAUGCGGCUAGGUAAGUGUAUCACAUUGAAAGGAUUGGCAGCAAAUGCGGUACGAAGAAACAAUAUAGAUUAUGAAAAUGUGAUACCACAAGACUUGAUAUAUUUUACAGAACUGCAUUGAUAUGUAUAUCUAAAUUCUCGAAUCUUGAUUACUAGUCAGAUUACCCCUCCACACCUCUUUUUUUUUAUUUGUUACAGAUCAGCCAUCCUUACGGGUUCCUUGUCUUACUUGUUUUGAUUAUUCUCGAAGCUUGUUUUUCUCAAAGACGGGAAAUAGAUCUAUUUGAAAAUGCUCCGCCGCCCCGCCCAUUAUAUUUGCGAUGUUAGCCUUUGUUGUAUUGUACACUGAAUAACAGGGAUGUGCAGCUGUGCGUAUUGUUUGCUUGUAAAAUUAUGUAGUUUCUGCAUGCAUAUUAGGCUGGAACCUGUGAGAUGUUAAGUUAACUGAUACAUAGCUGCUUUUUGGUAUGCCGAUGUUACAAAGCUUUGAUUUUAAAUUAAUUUAGAAGUAGCACAACAUUUGGUAUGCUUUCGGCGUGCCCUGUAUACUGUACUUAAUGAAUAUAACUUUCUAAAUCAUAAUGGGCUUGUUAUAUCUGUUUUGAUCCGUAUUUUUCACGUCAUAGUUCCAUUAAUAAAUG